AGGCUACAGCACACAAAGAAAAAGACAAGCGCAGGUCCGCCGCUCGCUCGCUCGGAUUUCCAGCUGCCGCAGUAGUCCCUCUCGGCUCGUCGAAGUGAGAGGCGCAACCGCGAGUUUUGUACCCGUAUAUACAGACACUGGUAUAUAGUAGUUUCUUCUUCCGCAUUGUUGAUACACACAGCCUUUCGAACAAAAUAUAUACCCUCGAGAAUAAGUGCAGCCCGAGCGAGCAAAGUGAAAAUCAUCGAGCGAGACAAGGGGUAGGAAAAAUGGCAGCCUCGCGAGUCGGAAAAACGGGACUCGCGCUGUUGCUGCUGUUCCUCAGCUGUGCAGCGGCUCAGCUCAGGGUCGACGAGGCUCCCGUAAACGUGCCCUUCAGCAGCGUCUCGAGCCUCCUCGUUCAGAGCGCGCUGAGCUCCCUGAACGAGAACUCGCCGAGCCGACACACCUACAGGAACGGCGACCUCAUCAGCGCCCAGAAACUGACACAGCCUCCGUACGUCAUCUACAGACUGACUCUGAAUUUGGAGCCAGUGUGCAAGAGUAGCGAAGAGAACUGUGCUCGUGAGGCAUGCACCUUAGUAGUCCGACAGCAUGAGCAAGGUGUCAUCGACGUACUCCAUGACUCGAUUCAGUGCAUGGAACUGCAGCCCCAGUCCAAGCAGCAGAAUGCCCAGGAUCAAGAGGUGAUAGAAAACAUAGAGAAACAAAUAAUCAACCAGAGCAUCAGUCUGGACCACGAAGUACAAACGUCCGCCGAUCACAACGAUCGACCCUUUAUCGCCGUAAGGGCAACCCAAUCGGAAUACUGUCCAGGAUGCCCUUACGAACUAAAUCCCUCUCUGCCCGGACUCUCCGCUUUCGGCAACCAAGUUAUGCAGUCGAUGGACGAGGCCGGUGUGAGCGAUUUCAAGCACAAGCUCAUCAGCAUUGUCAGAGUUACUCGUGCGGUGCCUCCGGGCGCUAAUGUUGUGCAAUACCAGCUUCUCGUGGAAAUCGGCGAGUCUAACUGCUUGAGAACCUCGCUCAUUGAGAUAGCCGAGUGUCCUCUGCAGUCCAAUUUGCCGAUUAAAUUAUGCCUCGUCACUUUCGAGGAGCGUCCCUGGCAGAGCGGCAGUCGCAAAAUAACAAGGAACAAUUGCACCGACUUGCUCAACACCGACAACGAGGUGAGCGCGAGCGUCGAUCCAAAAUCGCCGCUGUUUGAGUCAGCAGCUCCAUAUCGGGAAGAUGACGUCUCGACGAAAACCGAGUUCUACGAUCAGAUAGCUCAGGAGGCGCAAGAAGUUUUCCGGGUUCCCUACAUGGACGUGUCUACCAAGGAUUCCGUUGUUGUAGCUGAGAAUACCGAUGCUGCCAAGGAAUUGCCUCACAGCAAGAUCAUUUUGGACAGGGUGGAGGAAAAAGAGAAGCCCUCGAAAUUCGCCGAAAAAAUGAAAGAGUUCGAUGAAUUUUUGGAGGAUUUCAACAUUCCGAUCAGGCUCGAGACUACCAGUCCCAAGUACCAGGGUGUUCCCGUCACGGAAGAGUUCAUUAUAGCCGAGCGCGUUGAGGAUAAAAAGGCAGAGGAGCAGACCACCGACAACAAACCCCUGAAGCAAACGGACGACGACAUCGUGGACGCCGAGCAAACGGAAAGUUUGGUUCAGAACCCCACCGUCGAGACUGUCGUCAGAUCGAAAAGAUCGUCUGGAAAAGCUUUGGACAGCAAGUUGACGUCGCGAAAACUCGCGGUAAAAGCUGUGGAACUGUUGGACGACCUUGACGAGGACGAUAAAAGGAAACACGUCAUUGAUGUAAUCGAUUCCAGAAGAGAAAGGCAAGACAAGGAUAAUUCCAACGUCGUCAUUUACAUGACUGUAGAAGUCGCCGCUACGGACUGCAGUGAGAAAGAUCAAGGAACCGAGUGCCUGGACGAGGUUCUGCCUGGCCCUACGCAAAUUUGCAAACUCGACAUUUCCACCAACGAGAAGAAACCUUUGCAAUCGCCCAAGUUGCUGCACUGGUCUUGCAGAAACAAGCAAAAGUCGGAGAUGAGAUACAAGAGACAGCUCGUCGGAGCUCCAACGAGUCACAGCAAAGACGAUCCCGAGGUGCAGAGAUACGUGCAGCUUGGCUUAGAAAAGUAUACCGAGAACUACCAAGGCACCAAUCAACCCAUGAUCAGCAAUAUCAAAGACGUAUCGGUUCAAGUUGUAUCCGGUCUUUUGUACAAAAUUCAAACGGAUAUCGGUGUCAGCACUUGCUCAAAGGGCACCGUUACUGGAGACUGUCAGUUGAGUAAGGACCAUGGAGUAGAAGAAUGCGUCAUUGAGGCCUGGUCUCAACCGUGGCUGGACAAAGGAAACCCGAAGAUCACCGUAAAAUGCGGUCAGAACAGGAGCAAACGCUCGCUCAGAGGACAGAACUACAGCCAAAAAAUGUUGCAGCAGUCGAGGCAAUUGAAGGAAGAAAUAUUGUUCCACGAAUUCAUGGGAAAGUACAAAAAGAUGUACCACAAUAAAGAAGAGAAGGAAAUGCGUUUCCAGAUUUUCAAGGAUAACCUGAACCUAAUCGAAGAACUGCAAAGGAACGAGAUGGGAACCGGGCGUUACGGUGUCACGCAAUUCACGGACCUCACCAAAGCCGAAUUCAAGGCUAGACAUUUAGGUCUGAAGCCGACCUUGAAGUCGGAAAACGACAUACCCAUGCCGAUGGCUACGAUUCCGGACAUCGAGCUGCCUUCCGACUACGACUGGAGGCAUCACAACGUCGUGACACCGGUGAAGGAUCAGGGUUCCUGUGGCUCCUGUUGGGCUUUCUCGGUAACCGGCAACAUCGAGGGCCAGUAUGCUAUCAAACACGGAGAAUUGCUGUCGCUUUCGGAGCAAGAAUUAGUAGACUGUGAUAAACUGGAUAGUGGCUGCAACGGAGGACUCCCCGACACGGCUUACCGAGCCAUCGAAGAGUUGGGAGGCUUGGAACUGGAAUCCGACUAUCCCUACGACGCGGAAGACGAGAAAUGUCACUUCAACAAAAACAAAGUUAAAGUCAACAUCGUGUCUGGGCUGAACAUUACAAGCAACGAGACGCAAAUGGCGCAGUGGCUUGUUAAAAAUGGCCCAAUGUCGAUUGGAAUCAACGCGAACGCCAUGCAGUUCUACAUGGGAGGCGUAUCUCAUCCGUUCAAGUUCCUCUGCAGUCCCGACAGUCUCGAUCAUGGUGUACUAAUUGUUGGCUAUGGUGUAAAAUUUUACCCCAUUUUCAAGAAGACCAUGCCUUACUGGAUAAUCAAGAACAGCUGGGGCCCGAGGUGGGGUGAACAAGGCUAUUACAGAGUUUACAGAGGAGAUGGCACCUGUGGAGUCAACAAAAUGGUUACAAGUGCAGUCGUUGCUUGAUGUGUCAAUUAAAUUUAUAUUGCGAAUAAAUAAAUUUAAUUAGACACAUUGCUUAAACUAAUUAUAAGAAAGUUAAUAUUUAUAAAAUUGGUGGUUUAUAAAGCCUCUUCAGAAGUAGGUUUUAAUAUCGACAUAAUGCUAUCCAUAAAAAAAGUUGCUAAGAUAUGAACGGCAACAUUGAACUCUCUAUCUCGUCUCGAAUGUUGACUGAUUCGUAAUCAGUUGGAAUUAACAAAUUUUCUCAGAAAGUAAUUAAGAUAGAGUAUAAAAAAUAAAGUCAAACCAAAAAUACAAUUUACUUCAUGACACAGACAAAAUUAGUGCGAUGUUUGCUCUCCCUAUUUGUUACGCAUUUUGAUCAAAAUAUUAAGAAGUAAACAAGUAAUUAUAAAUGUUUUAUUAUUUUUAUAAAAUUGUAUAAUAUGUUUAUUAUUGUUAUUCUGCAAAUUAUAAUUAUACUUUUUUAUACAGAUAAAAUAGAUAUGUGCCAAACUAACGCUUCAGAGAAUUUAUAAUUUAUUACUGUCCAACAUUUUCUUAUCCAUCUUUAGGUAAGCAAUCUUCGAUACCGUCUUACGCCGACGAAUCUUGUAACUAUUGAAACUAAGUUGUGAUAUUUUUUAAUGAAUAUAAAAUAAAUACAUUUAAAAAUAA
This is a messenger RNA of Nasonia vitripennis (jewel wasp), 4034 nucleotides long. RefSeq lists its product as uncharacterized. The record is from RefSeq and is a predicted model, not a curated record. Gene Ontology annotation, molecular function: cysteine-type endopeptidase inhibitor activity; cysteine-type endopeptidase activity. Lineage: Eukaryota; Metazoa; Arthropoda; Insecta; Hymenoptera; Pteromalidae. The transcript is spliced from 3 exons. Gene Ontology annotation, cellular component: lysosome. The coding region runs from base 270 to 3380 and encodes 1036 amino acids.